Messenger RNA from Sorex araneus (European shrew), 2780 nucleotides. RefSeq names its product autophagy related 3 (gene ATG3). Gene Ontology annotation, cellular component: cytosol; cytoplasmic ubiquitin ligase complex. The transcript is spliced from 13 exons. Gene Ontology annotation, biological process: nucleophagy; autophagosome assembly; autophagy of mitochondrion. Bases 401 to 1432 code for a protein of 343 amino acids. Gene Ontology annotation, molecular function: Atg8-family ligase activity. Lineage: Eukaryota; Metazoa; Chordata; Mammalia; Eulipotyphla; Soricidae. The record is from RefSeq and is a predicted model, not a curated record.
GCGGCACUACGGCGAGAGAGUGGGAGAAGGGGAAGCCGGAAGGGGGUGCAAGUUAGGCCAGAGGAGUCGGGGGGCGGGGGGCGGCCGGCAGCUCACGGGAAGACGAGGGGCGCGCGUGCGCUCGCUUCUUCCCGACCCCUCAACUCGCGUCGCGCCGCGGCUGCCUUCCUCGGCGGCCAGGUGACAGCUGGGCCCGGCCGGUCGCGCGCGCGCGCGCCGCCGGACUCCCCUCCCCGCCCCUCCCCCGCGUCCUGUCCGCCCCGUCGCGUCCCGUCGGGUGCUCAAGCGCGGCUGCGACUCCGGGGAGCGAGUCUUGACAUUCCGGCGCCCCCGUCCGGUCCCGGCUGCUCCCCCUCCCCACUCCCCCCGCGGCGGGGCCGGCCGCCGUCCCGGCCCCAGGAUGCAGAAUGUGAUAAACACAGUGAAGGGAAAGGCACUGGAGGUGGCCGAGUACCUGACCCCGGUCCUCAAGGAAUCAAAGUUUAAGGAAACAGGUGUUAUCACCCCAGAAGAGUUUGUUGCAGCUGGAGAUCACUUAGUCCAUCACUGUCCAACAUGGCAAUGGGCUACAGGGGAAGAACUGAAAGUGAAGGCAUAUCUACCAACAGGCAAACAAUUUUUGGUCACCAAAAAUGUGCCAUGCUAUAAACGGUGCAAGCAGAUGGAAUAUUCAGAUGAACUGGAAGCAAUCAUUGAAGAAGAUGACGGUGAUGGGGGAUGGGUAGAUACUUAUCAUAACACAGGUGUUACAGGAAUCACCGAAGCAGUUAAGGAGAUUACAUUGGAAAGCAAGGACAGUAUCAAACUCCAAGAUUGCUCAGCAUUGUGUGAGGAAGAAGAAGAGGAAGAGGAGGGAGAAGCUGCAGAUAUGGAAGAAUAUGAAGAGAGUGGACUUUUGGAAACAGAUGAGGCUACUCUCGACACAAGGAAAAUAGUAGAGUCUUGUAAAACCAAAACUGAGGCUGGAGGUGAAGAUGCUAUUUUGCAAACCAGAACAUAUGACCUAUACAUCACUUAUGAUAAAUACUACCAGACACCCCGACUAUGGUUGUUUGGGUAUGAUGAGCAACGACAGCCUUUAACAGUUGAGCACAUGUAUGAAGAUAUUAGUCAAGAUCAUGUGAAGAAAACAGUGACCAUUGAAAAUCACCCUCAUCUCCCACCGCCUCCUAUGUGUUCAGUUCACCCAUGCAGGCAUGCUGAGGUGAUGAAGAAAAUCAUUGAGACUGUUGCUGAAGGAGGGGGAGAACUUGGUGUUCAUAUGUAUCUUCUAAUUUUCUUGAAAUUUGUACAAGCUGUCAUUCCAACAAUAGAAUAUGAUUACACAAGACACUUCACAAUGGUACUGGAACAAAGGCAGAGCUGCAGACCAACGGAACAGGGUGGAAUAUCCCUACCCACAACCCCAAAUGUGAGAUCAUCUAAUCUUUGAUAGGGGAGCAAGAAAUGUCAAGUGGAGCAAGGAAAGCCUCUUUAACAAAUGGUGUUGGCAAAACUGGACGACCACAUGCAAAAGAAUGGGCUUAGAUCUCGACCUGACACCAUGCACAAAAGUCAGAUCAAAAUGGAUUAAAGACCUCAACAUCAGACCACAAUCCAUAAGAUACAUUGAAGACAAAGUCAGCAAAACCCUCCACGAUAUUGAAGCUACAGGUACCUUCAAAGAUGACACGCAAGUGAUCAACCAAAUGGAAACAGAUAAACAAAUGGGACUAUAUUAAACUAAGAAGCUUCUGCACCGCAAAAGAUACAGUGACCAGAAUAGAAAGACAAUCCACAGAAUGGGAAAGGAUAUUUACCCAAUACCCAUCUGAUAAGGGAUUGUUAUCAAGGGUAUAUAAGGCACUGGUUGAACUCUACAAGAAGAAAACAUCCAACCCCAUCAAAAAAUGGGGUGAAGAAAUGAACAGAAACUUGCCCAAAGAAGAGAUACAAAUGGCCAAAAGGCACAUGAAAAAAUGCUCUUCAUCACUAAUCAUCAGGGAGAUGCAGAUUAAAACAACUGAGAUACCACCUCACACCACAGAGAAUGGCACACAUCCAAAAGAUCAAAAGCAACCGCUGUUGGAGGGGAUGUGAGGAGAAAGGGACCCUUCUAUACUGUUGGUGGGAAUGCCGACUUGUUCAGCCCUUCUGGAAAACAAUAUGGAAACUCCUCAAAAAAUUAGUAAUUGAGCUCCCAUUUGACUCAGCAAUACCACUUCUAGGAAUAUAUCCCGGAGAAGCAAAAAAGUAUAGUCGAAAUGACAUCUGCAUUUAUAUGUUCAUCGCAGCACUGUUUACAACAGCCAGAACCUGGAAAAAAACCCGAGUGCCCGAGAACAGAUGACUGGUUAAAGAAACUUUGGUACAUCUAUACAAUGGAAUACUAUGCAGCUGUUAGAAGAGAUUAAGUCAUGAAUUUUGAAUAUUAGUGGAUCCACAUGGAAAGUAUCAUGCUAAGUGAAAUGAGUCAUAGAGAGACAUACAUAGAAAGAUUGCAUUCAUCUGUGGAAUAUAAAAUAAGAGUAGGAGACUAACACCCAAGAAUAGUAGAAAUAAGGACCACGAGGCUGCCUCCAUGGCUUGGAAGCUGGCCUCACAUGCUGGGGGAAAAGGCAGUUCAGAUAGAGAUGGGAACUAAACUGUGGUUGGAGGACCCGGUCGAGAGGGGAGAUGCGUGCUGAAAGUAGACUAUAGAUUGAACAUGAUGGCCACUCGAUAUCCCUAUUACAGACCACAACACCCAAAAGGAGAGAGAGAACAAAAGGGAAUUCCCCACACACACAGGUGGGGGGAAG